AUGAUCAUGAGUUCGUUUUUGAUGAACCCGGGACCGUACACUGAGCCUAAGUUUCCACCGACGGACGAGUAUUCACAGUCAAACUAUAUUCCUCCUCAUAGCUCGGAAUAUUAUCGUCAAACUUAUCAACCACAGAUACCUAACUAUGGUUAUGAUCCCAUACAGGACAACAGGCGAUACAGCGAUGACAAAUAUACUCCGAACCUCUAUAAUGGGUGUGGAGGAAGUGAUUCUGUAUCCCCCACCCAUCCCUCGUCCCCCGCGCCAGCGCAUUCAGGAGGGGGACCUGGAGGUGGUAUACUGAGUGGAUUCAGUCAGCCAGCAGCACCCUCCCCAAGUCCCCCUGCUGUACCGUCACCUGAUGAACAACCUUCAAAAAUGUCACAAAGUAGUUCUUGUGUAGAACAAGACUCUGAUGGACAACCAGUUAUUUAUCCAUGGAUGAGAAAAAGUCAAGGAAAUAAUCCCGCAGGAAACAACAAUAUUAUAUCAGAAUCCAAAAGAAACAGGACAGCUUACACAAGACACCAGAUACUCGAAUUGGAGAAGGAAUUCCACUUCAACAGAUACCUUACGAGGAGAAGACGUAUAGAAAUAGCUCAUACACUGUGUUUAUCUGAGAGACAAAUUAAAAUCUGGUUUCAAAACAGAAGAAUGAAAUGGAAGAAAGAACACAAAUUGCCAAAUACGAAAACACGACUUAUGGACGCCACAAACUCACCUCUGGAGCCAUCACAUCACCAUUUUGUUCACAGUAUGGCCGCACUUGCAGAGUUAACACCUAUCUAG
Molecule: messenger RNA, 789 nt
Organism: Ylistrum balloti
Lineage: Eukaryota; Metazoa; Mollusca; Bivalvia; Pectinida; Pectinidae
Product: homeobox protein Hox-A4-like
Exons: 2
Coding region: 1-789 (262 amino acids)
Biological process (GO): regulation of transcription by RNA polymerase II; anterior/posterior pattern specification
Cellular component (GO): nucleus
Molecular function (GO): DNA-binding transcription factor activity, RNA polymerase II-specific; RNA polymerase II cis-regulatory region sequence-specific DNA binding
Source: RefSeq, a predicted model, not a curated record